GGAUCCAGUGGAGCGCCUAGCGCCGGGCACUAUCCUUCCCAUCUCUCAACAAGACAUAAAUCAGCUGGUUUACACAUCACGAUGCAAGGCGGGAAGCGGACGAUCGUGGUUUCUUUUUCAGCUUUUGGGACAUGAGCAUGUGUUAAACGUUGCGCAGCCUUAUCAUAAGCGUAUUCUGGCGCUUAAACCUGGCGUUUCACACACCCACAGAGAGGUGCGGCCCUUGCGGGAUGAACAGACAUAUACUCUCAACCUCAACAUCACCAUGACCCUCCUACCUUUGGCUAUCUUGUUAUGCGUCACUUUUGUGUGCGCUUCACAACCGAGCCUCAAUGGCACUUGUGUCCCUUCACUCGAUAUCAGUGACUCUCCAUCCCGCAGUGACACUAGAACUUUGUGGGACAUCCUAUGGAGCUGCGCCGCGACACUCUUCGCGUGCGCAUGGACUGCCAUCCACCCGAACAUUCCGGGCAUGAAAGAGGGAAAACUUACCAUUACCUCUCGUCGUCUAUUGAUCAUGGUCAUGGCGCUGAUCGCCCCAGAACUCAUGAUCACCUGGGCCGCACGGCAGUUUUUCAGUGCUCGUGCAGCUGCAAAGGAGUUCAAUGACGAAUUUGGUUCGCAACAUGCCCAGGCCCAUGGCGACCAUGGAGAUAUAGCAGAGAGUACGGCUACAUUGCUUCGUGAAAUUUCAGAAUUGGAUGAAAGGAGCACUCCCAAAGCUGCGGUUCGCAAUUUUCGAGAAUGGACCAUGGCGCAUGGGUUCUUCGCGUGGAUGGGUGGAUUCAUGCUCAAUGUCGAUGACAAGCCGCGAGCCACUCUUGAUCCUGAUGAACUUCUAGACUUUGUUCGUAAGGGAUCCAUGGACAUGCCUAUCAUCACGGAGGCAGAGAUAGAAGAUCGAAGCAAAGGUGAUGGACUCUCCAAAGGCAUCGCCAUUCUCCAGCUCGUGUGGUUUGUCCUCCAGCUCAUCGCCCGUUACGCCCAGAACCUUCCAAUCACACUGCUUGAAAUUGACACUCUGGCUGUAUCGGCAUUGACCUGCAUUACCUAUUGCCUGUGGUGGAAGAAGCCUAAGAAUGUAGGAUGUCCCUAUACUGUUCAUUGGAAAACAACUGCAUCUCCGCCGAGCAACUUAGCCUACGACGAGAGCAAUAUAACACAUGCAUUGGGGUGUGACUGUUUUCCUUAUUUCACCUAUCUUACCUAUCCCAUUACGAGUCUUAUGGGCUUUGAAGUCACCAUUUCCCCCCGUGCUGCCCGUUCACAUCGGGUUCCGUCUCUAGGUGGAUAUGGUGGCUAUCAUGAUGUUAUCAUACUUCUCAUUGGAUGUUUCUGUGGGAUCGUAUUUGGAGGGAUACAUUGUCUGGGUUGGAAUUUUUUGUUUCACAGACAGACGGAGCAGCUGUUAUGGCGUACAGCAUCCCUUAUGAUCAUAUGUUCACCGGUACCUAUCCUUCUUUGUUCCGGCUUUUUUAUGUCUGGCAUUGAUGACUCAUCUUCCGCUCUGAUUUUCAUUAUCAAAAUUUCCUUGGGUAUUGCUUCAGUCAUCAGCGCUUUGAUAUAUAUCGCUGCACGUGUUACAAUAAUUGUACUUAUGAUCCUAAGCCUGCAAUCGCUGCCGUCUGGCAUAUACGAUACAGUAGCUUGGACCAAUUUUUUUCCACAUGUGUAGUUUUCUUACAUCGCAGUCAUGUACUAUGAUAACUUGCCUUGUUCUUUUGGAACCACUAUGUUGC
Messenger RNA from Suillus paluster, 1739 nucleotides. RefSeq lists its product as uncharacterized. Bases 266 to 1675 code for a protein of 469 amino acids. The transcript has 5 exons. NCBI's taxonomy places the organism in Eukaryota, Fungi, Basidiomycota, Agaricomycetes, Boletales, Suillaceae. The record is from RefSeq and is a predicted model, not a curated record.